CUUUGAUUUUGCCGUCAGUUGUCGUCUUUCUUCACCAAAAAUGAAUCAAGUUUGGCUGCUCUUCAGGGUGCUGGAGCUGAUAUUCGGAUCGAUCUGCAUGGCUAUUCACAUCGCGGGCUCGUUGCACACUGCGGAGCCGGUGCCGCACUGUCUGCUCUUUUGUGGCACCUUUUUCGGCUUUAUGCUCCUUGCGUUCAUCCGUUGGGUACGGCUCAUGAGCGGGCAGCGCACUCUGCUGCAUCCGGCCAUGUUUAUAAGCCUUUCCGGCAUGCUCUUGCAUUUCAUUUGUGCCUUGCAGUCCAUGAGCUAUGCAGAACACGAUUUUCAUUUGAAAUAUAUGGGACCGACACAGGAGCUGGAUCAUAUUUUCUUCGGCUUCUGCAAGCGGCAGAGUGUGGCAUGCAUUGUAACUGGAGCCACAUAUCUGAUGCAAUGCAUAUUGUUGCUCGAUCUGAUUGUCAAGUUGACGCCCAACGCGGACUUGUAUCCCAUGCAAAUUGUCACAGAGCCACCCGUUUGGGAUGAUUCGUUUCAGAAAAUGACCAACGAAGAGCUUGAUAGGCUGGCCAGGACAACGGCAGAUAUAUACCUUCUGGGCAAAAAAGUGGACUUUUGGCUCCGCGUCAAGUCCAAAUGGUUUCGCCAAUUAGCUGGUGGCCAGGAGAUGUUGGCCUUCAACAGGGCGAACGCUGAACGCCAUGAUGUAUCACAAGCUCUGUCAAUUGAUGUCACCAUACGUGAAUUCAAUGAUGAUCUACCACUCCGAUUGCCUAAUCAUUUAAAUGAAGAACCAAAUCCGGAUUUAGCCCAAACUAAGUCGAUAGGUGAUCAGCAGGAAGAGGUCGACGAUGAAGAUGAGGUUGAAGACGUUGCUGCAGACGACGAAAAGAAUAUUAGACGCUGAGCUUGCUAGAUGCAAGCUCCAACACGACUCAAUACGACUUAGCACGAAUAAACACGACUGCACACGAAACACACGGCUUUAUUGCGUGUAUAAACAUGUACUUUUCAGAAAUAAAUACAACACAGCACGACUUAGUACGACUGAACACGGGCCAUGUAAUCCACACGAACUAACAUGAUAUAGAAAUAAUUAGCCAAGAUAGUCAGAGAAGACAAUUAGUAUAUUUUUUUUAAUAACAAACAGUUUUGUAUACUGCAAGAUGCAUGUCUUUGCAGCAUGCGUAAAUUUGUAGGUCGUGUCUUUUUGAGAAAUAAACACGACUUAACACGACUUGGCUCGACUCAAUGUAGUAGGUCUUAACCAGGGCAGCUGCAAAGGAGAAACAAAUAUUAAAAACAAAAGGAAAGGUUUGUGUCUUUCUGUGAAAUAAACCAGCAAGCGCUCAUCGCUAGCCCAUAAAUACAAA
Messenger RNA from Drosophila montana, 1370 nucleotides. RefSeq lists its product as uncharacterized. Bases 41 to 904 code for a protein of 287 amino acids. NCBI's taxonomy places the organism in Eukaryota, Metazoa, Arthropoda, Insecta, Diptera, Drosophilidae. The transcript has a single exon. The record is from RefSeq and is a predicted model, not a curated record.